UGACCCCACAGGCCCCCUGCUCCCCGCACUCGGAACCCGCCCUCCUCCCUCUGGAACCCCAGAACUUCCCUACCCUAACCCUCCACCUGCCCACCCCUCUCCCGCCGGGAAGAGCUGCUCCCCUCCCCUUGGAACUCCUUAAAUGUCUCUCUUCUCUGGUCCCCGGCGUGUCCCUCCAGCCUAGUUCUGUCUCCCCACCCCAGACCUGUCUCCCCCAACUCCAGACCCCCUCACACUCACACCUACCCCCCCACCCCUGACCUAUCCUCCCACCCAGAUCCUCGCCCCCAGACCUACCCUCUCCCAGACCUGUGGCCCCACCCGGGCCUCCUCAUCCCCGGCCUGUUCACUGAGGUCCACCUACCCUGAGACCUGUCCCUCACCUGGAUCUCCCCACCCAGCCCUGCCUGCUGACCUUGCUCCCUCGUGCCCCUCUCCCAGCAGGUGCCGACAGCCUGAAGGAGGAGCCGGAGGCCAUCAUGGAGCCAGGCCAGAAGCUGUCCUCUGCCUUGUCGGAUGGAGAAGAAAACAGUCUGCACCCGCCUUUGCUUCCCAGAGUCGGGCAGCGCUCAGACGGGCUGUCCCCGCUGUCCUCAGCCUUAAGUGGGCGCGAGGCCAAGGUCACAGUACCCGGGAUUGAACCCAGGGACUUGCACAUGCUAGAAUCAAAGCAAGGAGUUUCCCAAGCGUCCGCAUCUUCCCCCAAACUGGACAGAUACAAAAUGGCAAGGCAGUUGACAGAAAACGCCAUCAGGGAAAAGAAGAUUUUCUCCAUCUAUGGACACUACCCAGUGAUCCGGGCUGCUCUGCGGAAGAAGGGCUGGGUGGAGAAGAAGUUCCACUUCCUUCCCAAGGCCCUUCCCAGUGUGGAGGUCGGAGGGGAAGGGGCCGCUGAUAACAAAUGCACUGACAUCAAAGAAAACCAAGCAAUAGCCCUGGAGAAGAUGGAGGACAUCCACAGUGUGAUGUCUAGGUUGGUAAAGAACGAGAUGCCGUACCUUCUCUGGACUAUCAAGAGGGAUGUGGUGGACUACCACAGCCUGACCUAUGACCAGAUGCUGAACCACUACGCCAAGACCGCCUCCUUCACCACCAAGAUCGGGCUGUGUGUGAACAUGCGAAGCCUGCCAUGGUACGUCCAGGUGAACCCCGACUCCUUCUUCCCGCGCUGCUACAGCCUCUGCACUGAGAGCGAAAAGCAGGAGUUCCUGGAGGACUUCCGGCGCACGGUGGCUUCUAGCAUCCUCAAGUGGGUGGUCAGCCACCAGAACUACAACAGAAACAGGCCCAGGAGGCGGGAGGAGGCCAGGCAAAGCGACACUGGCCCCAGGAAAGAUCCUGAGGAUGCAGAUGAGAAGUUCAGGGGCCUCUCGGGGCAGCUUGUGGACACAGCCUGCAAGGUGUGCCAGGCCUACCUGGGGCAGCUGGAGCACGAGGACAUCGACGUGUCCGAGAGCAGCAAAGAGGAGCUCUCCGAGGAUGAGUGGAAUGACCUGAUCCAGCAGUACUACUCCCUUGUCCACGGCGAUGCUUUCAUCUCCAGUUCAAGGAGUUACUUUUCGCAGUGCCAGGCUCUGCUGAAUAAGAUCACUUCUGUGAACCCCCAGACAGAGAUCGACGGGCUCCGGAACAUCUGGAUCAUCAAACCUGCAGCCAAGUCCCGGGGCCGAGACAUAGUGUGCAUGGACCGGGUGGAGGACAUCCUGGAGCUGGCGGCUGAGGAACUGCCCAGCAAGGACAACAAGUGGGUGGUGCAGAAGUACAUCGAGACGCCCAUGCUCAUCUAUGACACCAAGUUCGACAUCAGGCAGUGGUUCCUCGUCACAGACUGGAACCCCCUGACCAUCUGGUUCUACAAGGAGAGCUAUCUGCGGUUUUCCACACAGCGCUUCUCCCUGGACAAUCUUGACAGUGCCAUCCACCUGUGCAACCACUCCAUCCAGAAGCGGCUCCGGAAUGACCAGGGGCGCAGCCCACUGCUGCCUGGCCACAACAUGUGGUCCAGCUCCAGGUUCCAGGAGUACCUGCAGAAGCGGGGCCGUGGGGCCAUGUGGGGCAGCGUCAUCUACCCCUCCAUGAAGAGGGCCAUCACCAACGCCAUGAAGGUGGCCCAGGACCACGUGGAGGCCCGCAAGAACAGCUUCGAACUCUACGGCGCGGACUUCAUCCUCGGGCGGGACUUCAAGCCCUGGCUGAUCGAGAUCAAUUCCAGUCCCACCAUGCACCCAUCCACACCCGUCACGGCCCAGCUCUGUGCCCAGGUACAGGAGGACACCAUCAAGGUGGUGGUGGACCGCAAGGUCGACCGCAACUGUGACAUCGGCAACUUUGAGCUUCUAUGGAGACAGCCCGUGGUGGAGCUGCCGCCCUUCAACGGAUCCGACCUCUGCGUGGAGGGCAUCGGCAUGAAGAAGGCCAAGAGGCAAAUGCCGCCCAUUACCAACUUCAAUUUCCCGGCUUCCCUCUGCGACGCUCAGCUACUCAAAGUGCGGUGCCCCUCGGCCGUGCCGGGCCUGGCGGGCGGCGCUCCGCGCGGGGCUGGGCAGGACUGGAAGCGGGAAGACGCGAAGGCGCUCUGCUCCCCGCUGCCCGCGCCCCCGCAGCGGCCGGCAGAGGAAGCUGCAGAGCGAAGCUGCAGAGCGAGGCCGGCGCACGCCGAGGCGGGCGGGAAGCUCGCGCUGCCCGCCUGCGCCUGCCCGCGCGCGGACAGUAAGGCCCCCAAGAGCACCUUCUCCAAAGCGCAGCCCGCCGAACUCGUGGAUGCGAGCUCGCUGAGCGUGCGCCCCCUGGCGCCCGCGCCGCAGAGCGCCAAGUCGGUGCAGACCUCGCUGUCCCCAAGGCCACCCGCAGCCGCAGGUGAGAUGCGCGCUCAGGACUGUGUCCCCGGUCACCUGUGCUUGUUUGGUGAUUGCAGCGGCUGUGUCUUGAAGGGAUGGGACUGGGGCAUCAGCAUGAGCUUGGGAGCGGGAUUGGGGGCAACUGGCACCCAGCAUGGGGUCUCUGGUGGAGACAGUGCUGGGAGCAGCAAUUCCAGUGUCCCCCGCCCUGGGCCUCGGUGGGCGGUGCCCUGUCUCUCUGGAUGUAGUGCAGAUGGGUUUGUGCCAGAGUGUUUGAACAGAGCCAGGCAGGGGAAAUGUCACUGGACCCACAGCUUCCCAAAGCGGCGGAACCACCAGGCUCUGGCCUGGGUUCCUUGAAGGUUCUGAUAGAGCCAAGUCGUGCCUGAGAUGGGCAGUGUGGCUGGACUGUAUCUGCACGCUAGUGCUGCCCCGAGUGUAGCCAUGAGACCCAGGGCCAGCCAGCCCCCACCUGUUCUGGCUGGUGCACUCCCCUCCCACUGGCUGUCCCCUCCAUGGUCAGUCUGUCUGUCUGACUUUACCUGGUCCCUCCCAGCAGCCCUCCUGGCCAUGCCAGUCUCCCCUAGAUGGGAAGCUCUGGGCAGGGCUGCUGCUCUGUCUCCUCCUCUGUAUCCCCAGUGCCUGGGAUAUGCCCGGCUCCCAGCAGGUCUGCUGGACAUGCGGAUGCACGGAUUGCCCGUGGGGGCUCCAGGCAGGAGCAGCACCAUACCUCUGCAGGGCCGGCAGUGCCCCUGGAGGAUACUGCCAGCCCUUUGUCCUACCUGUCACCAAGGCCUGUCUGUCCUACUGCCUGGUGCCUGGCAUCCCAGUGUGGGUGACUUCCAGGCUUACAUUAUUAAGAAGGUGUCUCCCGGAAGACUAAGGGGCCUCCACGGGCCUGGGGGAAAGGUCAGUUGACAGACAGCUGUACCUUAGCUGGGUGUGUGAACUGCCUAACGUACCACAGCCUGAGAACAACAGACACUCUCUGCUCUGGAAGCCAGAGUGUCGGCAGGACAGUGGGGGCUCCAGGGAGGCUCCCUCCUGCCUCCUCCAGCUCCCAGGGCUGCUGGCUGCAUCACCCCCUUAGGUCUGUCCCCAUGCACACUGCCCCUGUGCCUGUACGUUCAGAAUCCCUCACAAGGACAGCAGUUGGGCCUACCUGCUCCAGCAUGACGUCAUUCACUGAUUACAUUGGCAAAGAUUCUGUUCCUAAAUAAGGUCACCUCCACAGGUUUUCCAGAUGGACGUGAACUUGGGGGACACUGCCAACCCAUUCCCUGGGUGCUGCAAGCAGCCCAGGGAGCGGGCUGGUCUGCACUCUGACCACCACUGCAGCGGCCACUGCUCCCGACACCUCAGCACGGGCCUCUCUGUGGUGUACAGUGGGACUCUGUGUCUUCCUACUCACAAAUGGAAUGCAAAUCGCUCUUUCAGACACUUGGUGACCACGUAGGUUUCCUGCCCUGGAACGUGCCCGUCCACUGCUCCAUGAGUGCUGCUCUUUCUCUUCAUGCGCAGUUUCCUCUCAGCUGACUUUGAUUGCAGAGACCUUCUUCCACCCGUGUGCUGUCUUUGCACUCCUUCGGGGUGUCCUUUGAUGCAAGCAUCAACUUCCUAAGUCAGGUGAUUUCUUGGCACAUUGACUGGAGUCCUUGCUCCAGGGUCACGGAGGUGACUUCCAGAGGAGUCUUUCAGCAGAUUGCUGCUGCCUUUUAUCCCUAGGUCUCCUGGAACUGGCUUGUAGUGUCCUACAGGUCAGGGUCUAGGUGACUUUUGUGGGUGCCGACAGGCCCCUGUGGGAAAGCCCCUCCCCGCUCUUGGGCACACAUCCCUCCGUGACUGGUGUGCGCCCAGUUGGCCUGCUGCGUGGGUCUGCUCUGCCCUGGGCCUGCAUCCCCCAGGCAGGUCCCAGCCUCCUCUGCCGGGUUUCUGUUCUCGCGACAAAAGGCUCAGGGGUCACUCCAGUUAAACUGGGCUAACUGGGCUGCACGAAAUAACCGCACAAGAGACACAAAUACCUUUUUCUUUGGGGUUGCUGUGACAGCUCCUCUGAUCUUAAGGGUCCGCAGAAAGAGAGAGAGAGAGCGAGAGCACGCGCUGACCCCUUUUAUUGAGGAGAAGCUAUUCAAAUGAGGCAAGGGGUCAGGUUUCAGGGGGCUGAGUCUAUCUUCAUGAUGUCCACUGUCAGCAGGUUGACUGACACCUGGGUAGGCCACACCCAAGGGUACAGUAAGAGAAGGGGACACACACAGGCACUUCCAUGGAAGAUUCUAUCCUAAACAGGGCAAGGGGUUAGAUUACAAAGGAACAGGUGAGCAUAGCUUCACCCAUGGGGCUGUAGCAAGACACACCCAUUUCUGUGACUGAGCGCCUCAGCACCCAGCUGGGGAGUGUAACUCAGUCAUCCGUAAGGUUGGCCUCCCACACUCCUCCUCCCUGGACAGGCCCUGAGCUCCUUGCGCUCUAGACAGAGUGCACAGAGGAGCACCAGCAGUGAGACGGCUGAGGCUCUCACUGGGGUUAAAUCAGACUCACGUAUUAAUUUGGGAAGGGCCGAGUCCUUGGCGGCCGAGUCUUCCAGACUGUGAACACUGGGUGGCUCUCCAUUUGUUGAUCCCUCAGAGUUUUCAAUAAACCCCUGUAGUUCUCUUUGUAAUGCUCUUGCUCUCUUUUGGGUAGAUUUAUUUUUCUUUUUCCUCUAUUGUAAAUGUUCCCUCUUGUCAAAAUUUUAUUAUAUCUACAAAUACAGCUGGUUUAUAGAAAUGGAGUUGAUUUUUUAAAUCCAGUCAUCUCACUGGACAUUUUUGUCAGUUUUACGGAUUAAUAUUCCCUUGGAUUUUUCACAUAGGCGAUUAUAUCGUCUCAUGAAUUGUCUUUACCCUUAUCAUCGUCGUACCUCUUUUCCUUACUUAAUCACCUGGCCAGGACUCUAUCUGAUUCGUCCAUUCAUUCCUCUCUCACUCCGGGGGCCUCAGGGGCACAUGCUGUGGCUGAUGGCAGUUCUCAGUUCAUGAAACACUCUGUUCUUGCUGGGCUGUUUUUCAUCUCAGUCACUGUGAUAAAGUAAUGAGCUGCUGCCGCAGCGACCUCGGCCCAUCACGCCCUCCUGCUUUGCUUUUCCGGGCACCCUUGGUGUGAGCGCCGCCUGGCAGUGGAGCGGGACUCCCAGCACUGAGCCGCCAUUCCUACGCCCACCAGUCUUGCCUGUGCGUCCCUUUCUGAUUCUCGUUAUUGAGCCUAUGUGCUCUCUUUUUGAGAGACCCCAGCCCAAUAACUUUAGGCCCAGUAACAAAUCACCAGGGCUUGCUUCCGCACCUGCACAGACGUCAGAUGUAUUUUUCAGAAAAUCAGUUAAGUGUAACCGAUUAAGAAAGGACAGGAUGGUUGGGAAAGGAGCCGGCACGGUUGGGCAAACGGGAUCAUACAAUGAAAAACCAUACAAUGAAUAACAAAUGGUUUUUAUGUGGUUUUUCCAGGAACCUAUAGUGAAAAACAAGUUUACCCUUUAAGUGACCUAUAUGCUGGAUUCAAAAGAGCCAAUGAGAUACCUGUUACUGUGCUAGGAGGGAAACUGACCACUGUACCCUAUAAAAGAUCUGUACCCCAAAGCCCGGUGUGCCAGUUCACCGAAGCUCCGGCUGAGGUUUCGCUGAGCACCCGCAGGCGCCUGUGUAGCAAUAAAUCACCUCUUGCGUUUGCA
Molecule: messenger RNA, 6540 nt
Organism: Marmota monax (woodchuck)
Lineage: Eukaryota; Metazoa; Chordata; Mammalia; Rodentia; Sciuridae
Gene: Ttll8
Product: tubulin tyrosine ligase like 8
Biological process (GO): cilium assembly; cilium movement; protein polyglycylation
Cellular component (GO): cilium
Molecular function (GO): protein-glycine ligase activity, initiating
Source: RefSeq, a predicted model, not a curated record